AUGACAAGUGUUGUAGUUGGAAGACUAUUCAACGCCGUAGCAUUCGCAGGAGCCGGAUACCUGUUCAGCAAACUGAACCACAGCGGGUACGAGGCCGAAAUGAAAAGACACAACAAAGCGCUGGAAAAAUUAGCCAAGGCUAAGGAAAAAUGGUACGAAAGUCAAGUGGAAGAAAAGAACAGAAUUGCAGUACUCAGGCAGGAACUAGCCGACGCCAAAUCGGAUAUGGAAACGACAAACCGUGCUCUUGACUCCCUGCAGAAAGCGCAGGAGGAACUGACCCUGGACAAAGAACCGACGAUUCACGAUUACUACAAACCAUCGAGCGAAAUGGAAGAAUACCAACAGAUCACGAUUGGAAUAUUGGGAUUGGGGUCCGGAUUCGUAAUUACAAAAUUACUGUAG
Molecule: messenger RNA, 405 nt
Organism: Paramuricea clavata
Lineage: Eukaryota; Metazoa; Cnidaria; Anthozoa; Malacalcyonacea; Plexauridae
Source: the annotation of a GenBank genome assembly